UACUUACAAAUUUCCUUGGCUUUGAAAGCUUAACCAUAGCUUUGAAAGCACUAAACAUACAAACACCAAACAACCUUUCAUAAAGAAUUAACGUACAAGGACAAAAAUGCCCUCCGACAAAGACAAUGACAACGCUGCUGCUGCCACCACCGGAAACGGAGAAACUGUUUGUGUGACAGGUGCUGGUGGGUUCAUAGGCUCAUGGAUGGUUAAGCUCCUCCUCCAGAAAGGGUACACCGUUAAAGGGACUCUCAGAAAUCCAGAUGAUCCAAAGAAUGCACAUUUGAGGGAGUUGGAAGGAGCAAAGGAAAGGCUGAUACUGUGUAAGGCUGAUCUUCUUGAUUUUGAGGGACUUAAAGCUGCUAUUACUGGCUCUCAUGGUGUUUUUCACACUGCUUCUCCUGUUACUGAUGAUCCUGAACAAAUGGUAGAGCCAGCAGUUAUCGGGACGAAAAAUGUGAUAACAGCAGCAGCAGAGGCAAAGGUGAAGCGUGUGGUGUUUACAUCUUCAAUAGGAGCGGUCUAUAUGGACCCAAAUCGGAGCCCCGAUAAGGUGGUGGAUGAGAGCUGUUGGAGUGAUCUCGACUUUUGCAAGAACACUAAGAAUUGGUAUUGCUACGGGAAGGCGGUGGCGGAGCAGGCAGCAUGGGAGGUGGCGAAGGAGAAAGGAGUGGAUCUAGUGGUGGUGUGCCCGGUGUUAGUAUUGGGGCCAAUAUUGCAAUCAAGUAUAAAUGCAAGCAUCAUUCAUAUACUAAAGUACUUGACUGGGUCAGCCAAAAAAUAUGUGAAUUCAGUUCAAGCUUAUGUGCAUGUUAAGGAUGUGGCAUUGGCCCACAUUUUAGUGUAUGAGAAUCCCUCUGCUUCUGGACGCUUCCUUUGUGCUGAGAGUGUGCUCCAUCGAGGGGAUGUCUGUGAGAUUUUGGCCAAAUUCUUCCCUGAGUAUCCUGUUCCUACAAAGUGCUCAGACGAAGUGAACCCAAGAGCAAAACCAUACAAGUUCUCCAACCAAAAGCUGAAGGACUUAGGAUUGGAAUUCACCCCAGCUAAGCAAUGCUUAUACGACACCGUUAAGUGCCUCCAAGAUAAGGGUCACCUUCCUAUACCUUCACCGCAAGAGGAUGCCGUCCAUAUCCGAACAUGAAAGCGUUAACCUAUGCAUGGCUUCGUAUGAUUAUGUAACAGUUAUUAUGAUCGAUCAAAGCUGAAAAGGGAUUCCAUAGAAUUCAGAAAUUGUUGUACUUAUAAUGGGACUAUGAUAAGCCAUGAACUAGCUUAUGCUAUUUUGACGCAAAUAUCAGAUUUCUACUUUCUAAAUUACAACCUAGGUAACUCUUUGGAUGAGGGAACGUAUUAGUACCUAACUUAUCCUCAUUAACCGGGGGUUAAAACUUUCAUGGAAGCAUUGAGCAUGAUAUCGUUAUUGAAAGUGUAUACAAUAAUCAAUAAGAUGCAUUUAUAUCUGCUA
Beta vulgaris subsp. vulgaris (sugar beet) is the source of this 1465-nucleotide messenger RNA. RefSeq names its product cinnamoyl-CoA reductase 1. Lineage: Eukaryota; Viridiplantae; Streptophyta; Magnoliopsida; Caryophyllales; Amaranthaceae. The coding region runs from base 107 to 1141 and encodes 344 amino acids. The transcript has 5 exons. Gene Ontology annotation, molecular function: oxidoreductase activity, acting on the CH-OH group of donors, NAD or NADP as acceptor. The record is from RefSeq and is a predicted model, not a curated record.